CCUAGGUCCACCUAUCAAUAUUGGUGCCCCACAAUCAUCAAUUAAAACCACUUUCACUCUCAAAUAAUUGCCAAAAAAUCAGAAAAUUCACCCCAACCACUUGAACUGCAGCAACAACAUGACUUCCGAUUCCGACCAACAAAAUCUCCGACCACCGCCGCAUGUUCUGAUUUUUCCGAUGCCGGUCCAGGGCCACCUCAACUCCAUGCUAAACCUCUCCCAUCUCUUCUGCCUAGCCGAAUUCGACGUCACCUUCAUCAUCUCCGACUUCAGCCACCGCCGCCUCCUCCAGCACACCACUGUCGCCGCCACCUUCGCCCGCUACCCGGGAUUCCAGUUCCUGGCCUUCCCCGACGGCCUCCCCGAAGACCACCCCCGCAGCGGCCACAGAGCCAUGGAGUUCAUGUCUUCCGUCAAUAACGUCACAGUCCCUCUCUUCAAGGAAAUGAUGAUCCAAGAAAACUUCUUGGCUUCCGCCACUCGUCGCCCGGUUACCUGCUUCGUUGCCGACGGUAUGCUGAGUUUCGCCGCCGACUUUUGUGAAGAGAAUGGAAUUCCUUUAAUCUGCUUCCGAACUGCCACCACUUCCUACUUUUGGGCUCUCUUCCGUUUCCCUCAGCUCCUUGAAGCUCAAGAGAUUCCUUUCCAAGGAAAAUCAAUGGAUGAAUUAAUUGAAAGCAUACCGGGAAUGGAAGGUUUCAUAAGAAGGCGUGACUUGCCAAGUUUCUACCGUGUCGACGACCUAAACGACCCCGUUCUCAAGGACAUUGUAGCUGUAACGAUGCUGAUUAAGAGGGCGAGAGUUGCCAUAUUCAACACUUGUGAAGAUUUAGAGGGGCAGAUAGUUGCAGAGGUACGUAAACAUGUGCCAAGAGUUUUCUCCAUCGGUCCAAUCCACGAGCAAGUCAAAUACAGACUGACGGAGAAGAAGGCGGAGUCCUCCAUCAUCACGGCCAGCCUAUGGGCGGAAGACCGGAGCUGCAUCGAUUGGCUGGACGCGCAGCCGUCUAAAUCCGUCAUCUACGUGAGCUUUGGGAGCUUAGCACUUGUGACUACGGAGCAAGUGUUAGAGGUCUUGCACGGCUUGCUCGAUAGUUCGCAGAGGUUUUUGUGGGUCAUGAGGCCGGAUUCCAUCACCGCCGGAAACGAUGGAGAGGAUCCAGUUCUGGUGGAAUUGAAGGAACUUGUUAAAGGGAAGGGUUUGUUGGUGGCGUGGGCCCCACAGGAGAAGGUGCUCAACCACCCUGCGGUUGGAGGGUUUAUGACGCACAGUGGAUGGAAUUCGACUUUGGAGAGCAUUGCGGCUGGCGUGCCGAUGGUAUGUUGGCCUUAUUUUGGGGACCAAACGACGAAUAGUAGGUUUGUGAGUGAGGUUUGGAGGAUCGGGUUGGAUAUCAAAGACACUUGUGAUAGAAAGAUUAUUGAGAAGGCAAUUAGGGAUUUGAUGGAAGUGAGAAAAGAUGAAUUUAUGGAAAGUUCAGCAAAUUUGGCUAAACUUGUGAAAAAUACUGUUAGUAAAGGGGGUUUGUCAUAUGAUAAUCUGGAUGGCCUAACUCAGUAUAUUAAGUCGUUGGUGAUUUAAUUAUGGAUUGCCAACUGUAUUAAUUUGUUUUGAAUUAUGUGAAAUUAUAUUAGAUGACAAUAAACACAAUUGUACCAAAUAUUGAUUUCAAUCUCUCAUUUAUGCUUGUCA
Molecule: messenger RNA, 1693 nt
Organism: Salvia splendens (bonfire salvia)
Lineage: Eukaryota; Viridiplantae; Streptophyta; Magnoliopsida; Lamiales; Lamiaceae
Product: 7-deoxyloganetic acid glucosyl transferase
Exons: 2
Coding region: 119-1582 (487 amino acids)
Molecular function (GO): quercetin 3-O-glucosyltransferase activity; quercetin 7-O-glucosyltransferase activity
Source: RefSeq, a predicted model, not a curated record